ACCUGCCUAUUUCCUUGCGACUUUCAACUUUAUUUCUUUGUAUUUUCCGACGGGAAAGUUCUCGAUCGCUGUUGCAUUUGAUUUUUAGGGAGAAGAUUCAAAACCCUAGACGAUCACAUUCUCUUCUCUGAUCAAUACGAUGCAGCAUUUAUUGUUCGCGGUUGUACUUUCCGAGGUCGCGGUGAUAAUGGCGCUUUCCUUUAAGACGCCGAUUCGGAAGCUGUUGAUCAUGAGCCUGGAUCGUGCGAAGCGUGGCCGUGGACCGGUGGUGAUUCAGACGAUUUCGGCGACGGUUUGUGUGGUUCUGGUGGCGAGCGUGUACAGUAUGAUGAAGAUCCAGAAGCGAGGGAUAGAGGACGGUGCAAUGAACCCGACAGAUGAGGUUAUCAUGGCCAAGCAUCUCCUUGAAUCGACUCUCAUGGGUGGUUUUCUAUUCCUUGGGCUAAUGAUAGACAGGCUGCACCAUUACAUGAGAGAGCUACGGAUAAGAAGGAAGAUGAUGGAAGUGAUAAAGAAGGAAGGAGCGGUUUUGGAAGGUGUAAAAGCCAGAGCUUCAGAUGAAGUUAAAAACUUGAAAGAAGAAGUAGUGUCGCUUCAGGAAAGGCAGAAGCAGCUGGUCUCUGAGAUCGAGGCAAGGUCUAAAGAAAUCCGUACUGAAAAAACGAGUGCAGUUGCUCUAGAAAAGCAAUCUGAAGGCUUCCUUAUCGAGUUUAACCGGUUGCUUGAAGAAAACCAGGAUCUUCGAGACCAAUUGCACACUGUGGAUUCCAGAAUUUCUCGAUCCAGCAUCAAGAAGAAUACUUGAUUAGCCUCUCUUCUCCAACAUAUUUUUUUUUUAACUUCCUUUGUGAUUUGCCGUUUGGGUUUGGAGUUUGUUCAUAGCGCAUCUUGUUAACAUGGGAGAUGAUGGGAAAAAAAAAUCAGAGGAUACAGUACAAAAAAGGAAGAUAGAUUUGUUUCUUGUUCUGGCUUAUGAGUAUGAGCUUUGCGAAAGUAGAGAUGAUUGUAACUAUGAUUCAGUUUUUUUUUUUCAUCUGA
This is a messenger RNA of Eutrema salsugineum, 1038 nucleotides long. RefSeq lists its product as uncharacterized. Gene Ontology annotation, biological process: endoplasmic reticulum to Golgi vesicle-mediated transport; intracellular protein transport. The transcript is spliced from 2 exons. NCBI's taxonomy places the organism in Eukaryota, Viridiplantae, Streptophyta, Magnoliopsida, Brassicales, Brassicaceae. The coding region runs from base 140 to 805 and encodes 221 amino acids. Gene Ontology annotation, cellular component: endoplasmic reticulum membrane; endoplasmic reticulum. The record is from RefSeq and is a predicted model, not a curated record.